GUGGGCAACAGAAGAGAGCUUGGGUAGCUCUGUAGCCUUUGCUCUGGCUCCGGGAGACCAUGCAUCCUUGCAUUGACCUGCGCGGCCACAGGCGGGGACUUGACUUCUGGAGCUGAGGGCUGAAACUUUGUGACUUUUCUUCUCCCCGAAGAAAACUGAAUCAUGCCAUGUGCGCAGAGGAGCUGGCUUGCAAACCUCUCUAUGGUGGCUCAGCUCCUCAACUUCGGGGUACUUUGCUAUGGCACACAGCCUCAGCCAGGUCCGGUUCGCUUCCCCGAACAGAGGCAAGAGCAUUUUAUGAAGGCCUUGCCAGAAUAUCACGUGGUGGCCCCCGUCCGAGUAGAUUCUAGUGGGCAUUUCCAGUCCUAUGGCUUGAACCAUCCUGUUACCAGCAGCAGGAAGAAAAGAGGUUUGGAUGUCUCAGAGGACAGGGUAUACUAUAGAAUUUCACACGAAGAGAAGGACCUGUUUUUUAACCUGACAGUCAAUCGAGGAUUUCUUUCCAACAGCUACAUCCUGGAGAAGCGGUACGGGAACCUUUCCCAUGUUAACAUGGUGGCUUCCUCGGGCCCCCCUUGCCAUCUCAGGGGCACAGUUCAGCAGCAGAGCACUGCAGUUGGGACUGCAGUCCUCAGUGCCUGUCAUGGACUGACUGGAUUUUUCCAUCUACCACACGGAGACUUUUUCAUUGAGCCUGUUAAAAUGCAUCCAGUGGCCAAGGGAGAAUACCACCCCCACAUCAUUUACAAGAGCCAGAAGCAGAGAGUUACAGAGAGGAAGGAGCCAACCUGUGGAUUAAAGGACAGUCUUGGGACCUACAAGAAGCAAGAGCUUCGGCGAGAGAAGUGGGAGAGGAACAAUGCCUUGCCAAGCCGAAGCCUUUCUCGGCGUUCCAUCAGCAAGGAGAGAUGGGUGGAGACACUGGUGGUGGCUGACACGAAGAUGAUUGAAUAUCAUGGGAGUGAGAACUUGGAGUCCUACAUCCUCACCAUCAUGAACAUGGUCACUGGGUUGUUUCAUAACCCAAGCAUUGGAAAUGCAAUUCACAUUGUUGUGGUUCGGCUCAUUCUACUUGAAGAAGAAGAGCAAGGGUUGAAAAUAGUUCACCAUGCAGAGAAGACAUUGUCCAGUUUCUGCAAAUGGCAGAAGAGCAUCAAUCCCAAAAGUGACCUUAACCCUGUCCAUCAUGAUGUGGCUGUCCUUCUCACCAGAAAAGACAUCUGUUCUGGUGUCAAUCGUCCCUGUGAAACCCUGGGUUUGUCUCACCUGUCAGGAAUGUGCCAGCCCCACCGAAGUUGUAACAUCAAUGAAGACUCUGGACUCCCGCUGGCUUUCACGAUUGCACAUGAGCUGGGACACAGCUUUGGCAUCCAGCAUGAUGGCAAAGAAAAUGACUGUGAACCCAUGGGCAGACAUCCCUACAUCAUGUCCCAUCAGCUCCAGUAUGAUCCAACCCCGCUGACCUGGUCCAAGUGCAGCAAGGAGUACAUCACCCGCUUCUUGGACCGCGGCUGGGGGUUCUGUCUUGAUGAUGUCCCCAAAAAGAAAGGUUUGAAGUCCAAAGUCAUUGCCCCUGGAGUGAUUUAUGAUGUUCAUCACCAGUGCCAACUCCAGUAUGGCCCCAAUGCUACCUUCUGCCAGGAAGUAGAAAACAUUUGCCAGACACUGUGGUGCUCAGUGCAAGGCUUCUGUCGCUCUAAGCUGGAUGCUGCAGCAGACGGGACCCGAUGUGGUGAGAAGAAGUGGUGCAUGGCUGGCAAGUGCAUCACAGUGGGGAAGAAACCAGAGAGCAUCCCUGGAGGCUGGGGCCUCUGGUCACCCUGGUCCCACUGUUCCAGGACCUGUGGGGCUGGAGUCCAGAGUGCAGAGAGGCACUGCAACAACCCUGAACCAAAGUUUGGAGGGAAAUACUGUACUGGAGAAAGAAAACGUUAUCGCUUGUGCAACGUCCACCCCUGUCGCACAGAAGUACCAACAUUUCGACAGAUGCAAUGCAGCGAAUUUGACACCAUUCCCUACAAAAAUGAAUUCUACCACUGGUUUCCUGUUUUUAAUCAAGCGCAUCCUUGUGGGCUCUACUGCCGACCCAUAGAUGGCCAAUUUUCUGAAAAAAUGCUGGAUGCUGUCAUUGAUGGCACCCCUUGCUUUGAAGGUGGCAACAGCAGAAAUGUCUGUAUUAAUGGCAUAUGUAAGAUGGUUGGCUGUGAUUAUGAGAUUGAUUCCAAUGCCACAGAGGACCGCUGUGGUGUAUGCCUGGGAGAUGGCUCUGCCUGCCAGACUGUGAGGAAGAUGUUUACACAGAAAGAAGGAUCUGGUUAUGUGGACAUUGGACUCAUUCCCAAAGGAGCAAGGGACAUAAGGGUAAUGGAAAUCAAAGGAGCUGGAAACUUCCUGGCCAUUAGGAGUGAAGACCCUGAAAAAUAUUACCUCAAUGGAGGGUUUAUUAUCCAGUGGAAUGGGAACUACAAGUUUGCUGGGACCAUCUUUCAGUAUGACAGGAAAGGGGACCUUGAGAAACUGAUGGCCCCAGGCCCCACCAAUGAGUCAGUGUGGCUCCAGCUCCUCUUCCAGGUGACUAACCCUGGUGUCAAGUAUGAGUACAUAAUCCAAAAAGAUGGUCUUGACAAUGAUGUGGAGCAGCUGGUGUAUUUCUGGCAGUUUGGCCGCUGGACAGAGUGCAGUGUAACAUGUGGAACGGGUAUCCGUCGCCAGACUGCUCAUUGUGUGAAGAAAGGCCAAGGGAUGGUGAAAGCCACAUUCUGUAACCCAGAAACACAGCCUAAUGGGAGACAGAAGAAGUGCUAUGAAAAGGACUGUCCACCCAGGUGGUGGGCCGGGGAGUGGGAAGCAUGUUCAACAACAUGUGGGCCCUAUGGAGAGAAGAGGCGAACAGUGUUGUGUAUCCAGACCAUGGGCUCUGAUGAGCAAGCUCUCCCGGCUACAGACUGCCAGCACCUGCUGAAGCCCAAGGUCCUCAGUUCCUGUAACAGAGAUAUCUUGUGUCCAUCGGAUUGGACGGUGGGCAACUGGAGUGAGUGCUCUGUUUCCUGUGGUGGUGGAGUGAGGAUUCGCAGUGUCACUUGUGCCAAGAACCAUGGUGAACCUUGCGACAAGACAAAGAAACCGAAUAGCCGAGCUCUGUGUGGCCUUCAGCAGUGCCCAUCAAGUCGGAGAGUUCUGAAACCCAACAAACCCACAAUUCCCAGUGGGAAAAAUCUACCAACAUCUGACCAAGACCCCUUAAAGCUCACCCCUCCACCUUCAUCGCAGCCCACACUGCUGACCACACCCACAGCCCCUGGGGCUAGAAGUGCAAGCACGCUGGGGAUCAGCAGCCCCAAUUCCACCACAGCCUCCAAAGAGGGAGACCUGGAUGGAGGUCUGGAUGGAGAAUGGUGGCAGAAUAUGUCAAGUCAAACUGAACUGGACUCCCACUAUCUCAUUCCCACUGGAAGCACUUCUCAGCCCAUCCUCACUUCCUGGUCUUUGGGUAUCCAACCCAACAAUGAAAACGAUUCUAAUUCAGAUAGCACUUUUACCUCAGAUGGAGACAUUGUAGCUACAACAAGAAGUGCUUUUGACUUGUCAUCUUCCAGCAAUGCUACGACUUGGCAGAUAACUCCAUUCUAUGAUACCUUGACCAAAGAUCCAGAAAUGGAAAUUCACAGUGGCUCAGGGGAAGACAGUGAACAGCCUGAGAACAAAGAUGAAAGCAACUCUGUAACAUGGACCAAGAUCAGAGUACCUGGAAAGGAUGAUCCAAUGGGAAAAAAUACAGAAAUGCCACUUGGAGCUCCACCAACGCCUUAUGAUGGGGAUGAGUCCUUAUGGCAUCCCUUCAGCACAGUGAUGGAAGGAUCACUACCUAGCCAAAGACCCAGAACCCUUAAAAAUGAACCAUCCAGAGCUGAGGGAAUGGCCACUGAAAAGCCAAGUAAUGCCCCAUUCCCUGUUGAAGAAGAGCAAUGGCCAACACCCUCAGAAAAGUCAAUAAAUCAUAACUACCUGGGACUUCCAAACAACAAGAAUCAAACACAAGAUCCUGGACCAAUCCUGACUGAGGAAGAUGCAACCAGUCUUAUCGCUGAAGGUUUUUUGCUGAAUGCCUCCAAUUACAAGCAGCUUGCUAAGGACCACAGCCCUGCAUAUUGGAUUGUUGGAAACUGGAGUGAGGAAUCCAGCUUCAAGAAUAACAAAGAUUUUCAUGCUUACAGUAAUGUAAUUUGCUGAAAGAAGGAGACAAAUGACUCUCAUGAGGCAUUUUAGUCAUAUUUCUUUCCUAAUCUCAGCAAUAGGAAGAUGUUGGUGGUGAACUUUUACAAAGCAUGCUUUAUAAGCAUGAUUUUAUGCUAAUUAGCAUGACAUGGCUCAUUUAAACCUUACCACGACCAUAGGAGAUUCGUAAUAUUUUCCUGCUUUAGAGGUAAAUAAACUGAAUCUGAGAGAAUUUAAGUAGCCAGAAUCAUGUGCACUCUAAGUGAUGGAGCAGUAAGGAAUAGACUGAUGCUUUAAGGUUUACACAAAGAAAUAGGAUGUUGUUAAUGCCUAGGAACAAAAGGCACAACAGUGGAUAUAUUAGAUUUGACAAUCUGCAGGUCACAGGUGACUUUGGGGAGAACAAUAUCAGCUCUGAGAUCCAGGGAAACACCAAAUUGCAAUAAAAAGGGGAAACUUUUAGGGGUCUAUGAUAGUCAUCAGAUUGAGCCCUACAUUAGGACUUUGAAUAAGACUGGAGGGACAUUUCUUUUUCCACAGCUUAAUACAAAAGUUUUCUUUAAAAAAAUAGCUAUGAGAUCACCCAGAAAUUAGUUUUCUUUCCUAUCCUCUCAUCUUUUCAUCCAUCCUCAAAUCCCAGAACAAUUGUGCAAUUGAAUUUAAAUGUGUUGUAAUGAUUUUUGUCCUGAGGAUAUUUAAUAUAUGUUAACUGAUAAAUGUUAAUUGACUCAAUAAAAAUUACUGCGUCCAAAAUAAACUAAACCACAAUAAAGUGCACAUCAACCACCAUGACUGUUUGAGUGCAAAGAUUAACACAUUUUGAUUAUAGUAAAUCAAGAUACAAAAAAUUCAUUUUAUUUCAGAUGUCAUCAUUUGACUUUGACAGAAAUAAAGUCUUAAUACAUCAUAGCUUUGCAGAAUGUCAGCAGCGGUGGUGGAGCCAUUAAUAGCUGUUAAUUCCAAGCAGUUUGAUUAAAAGAAAAAAAAAAAGAAUUAGCCCAUUGCGUAGUUUUCCAGAGUUAUAAAAAUACCAAGAAUUGGAGUUCAGUGUUUAGUGGGAGUCCACUUCAUGACAGGGCUUGGUGCCUUUAUACACGUUUGUUUUGAGAUAAGAAGUUUCAUAAUUAGAAUUGCCAGAGAGGGUCAGGACUCAGGAUGGAAGCUUUGGGUUUUGAGUUUCUCAUCAGCCCUGAAACUGUUUCUUAAGGGUUGUCUCUUUUUAAUGGGUUACUCACCUCCAGUGAACUCCAGAAUCAACACUGAUAUCGACCUUCUCUGUCCUACCAAAAAAUAAACUACUAAUAGUUUUUCAUAUCAGUGUCACCUCAUCAUUUCUGCCAUCUCCUUGAUUUCCUGUUGGUUUAAGGCCCAGUGGUUUCCACUGUGAUGGAGGAAGGAUUUGGAAAUGAGAACGGAUGAUUUUUCUAGUUAGGAAAGGGCACUGGAACCAACAUUCAAAGUCUGAGAGCCAAGAAUAAUAAAGGGAAGUCCCUUAUAAGGAAGAAUUGUCCCGUUUAAGACGCCAUUGGUACCCCAGUCCCUGAGAAUGCAGGUCCCCUGUUCCUACUUUCACCUAGAACACUGCCCUUCCUGCCUCACUGGUCUAUACACUCCAUUCUCUCCCUUCUCAAGUCUUCCACACAUGAUUGCAAAAGAUACGAGACUGCCAAGUCUGCCUUCCAAAAGGAAUAUUCUAAUCAUUCUACAGUUCUGCUUACAGGCAUAUGCAACAUGUGGCCCAUGGGCUGGACACACCUACGCUAUAAUAAAAAUAUUUUUAAAAAUUUUGUUACUUUUAGACAUUAAUUAUAUUAUUUAUUUUAUAUUCAGGCUGAGACAAUUCCUCUUCACUCAAGAGAGCCCAGGCAAAUUAGGCAUAUCUAACCCUCAGGCCACAGGUUGGACAAGCUUGCAUGGUUCCUCAUUACAUACCAAAUCAGAUAAAAUCCACUGUAAUUUAGCACCCAAUGGCCCUCACAACUUUACAUAAUCUGGCUUUCAAACCUUACUGCCCCCAACUUUGGGUUGUCCAUCUUACGCUUCAAUAAAUCUAAAUUGCUCAAUUUCCUUUAAACCUCUCCCUCUCCCCAUCCAAUGCUUUAUUCAUGCUGUUUCCUCUGCUUGGGAUCUCCUCCCCUCUUCUCCCCUUUCAAAUCCUACUUAUUCUUCAGGAUCAAGUUUUGAGCUCCCUCUUCCAUAAAGCUUUUUGAUCUCUAAGCCAGGAAGGCAUGUUUAGUUCAUUAGGCUUUGGCUGGAAUCUUUCUUAAGAUGGACUCCCACUUUUUGUCCUGCAUUGCAAGACUGUCCAAGGCUCCCCUUAUAUAUAACAUACUUAUUUUACUAAUUGUGAUUUCAAAAAUUAAAUAAUUGGUGUAACAACUAAGUUAACACCAUCAAGAGGCAUAAAGCUUGAAACUGAAUUUUCUGGAUUUGAAUCCUGACUCAGUUGCUAACUAUAUGUUCUUAUUCUUUCUCAGUUUCCUCAUCUAUAAAAUGUGAAUGGUAAUUCCUCACUCAUAAGAUUAUGAGGUAAAAGGAAUAAUUGUCUGUAAGGUACUCAGAAGAGUGUCAGGCACAUGGAAGGUACUCAGAAAGUGUUUUCUCUGGUCUGAAUUUACAAAACAGAAAACUUAGGUGCCAUGCAGUGUCCAUAUGGGUAGGGCUUUUAUUUUGACAGAAAUUCAUCUCUCCUUGGAUUGCUGCAUGAUGCAGUCAGUUCCCUUGGGCCAGUUAGAUAUAGGCUGUGCAGUCCUGUAGAAUGAAAGUGACAGUAUGAUUUUCCACAGCCUUUCAGAGAAGCUUUCGCAGGAUGCUGAUGUGACCCUCAGAAUCAGUUCCAAUUCUGAAUCCCCCAGCACCUGCUUCUUGGCCUGAUUAAUCCAUUGCUGUAAGGUCACUAACUGUGACAGGAUGAAUAAAAUAAAUCUGUUCCUCCACCUCUUCAGAUCCUUCUUUUCUUAUCCCUUCACCCACUCCAAAUUUGAAACUAAUUUCAUAAGUAAAAAUCUAAUUGAAAGAAUCCCACUUUUACUAUGUUCCAUAGGCUUCCUCUUUUCAGCUUUCCUUUGAACUGUUGUUUGUUGCCUAAAUAGAAACUGUCAAAAGAAUUAAACAAAUUUCGGUUCUUGAGUAGGACUAGAUUCAGAGCCUCAGAGAUAAUGUACAUUUAUUUGCAAUAUAAAUGAGAUACAAACAACUACAGGCAUCACUUGAGAGUUAAUGAGAUCGUCACUGGCCUGAAAAUUUGUGACGUUCAGCAUGACUCCUAAACCCUGUUGGUCUCCACUAUCUGGAAACUGGGGUUUGCGAUCUGUGCGAGCAGAUGUGUAGUGCUGAAUAGGUAACACUUGUAGAACACUGGCUGUGUGUGAAGCAGGGUACAGGGACAAUCUCCUUUAGUCCUCACAACAACCCAUUGAAGGAGGGAGGUCCUAGUGUUACCACCAGUUUUACAGGCUUUGGGGAGUUAGGAAGCUGUGAAAGAUCACACUGUUUGCAACUGCAGAACUGUAAUUGGACCCUCAGCUGUAAGACUGUACUGAUCUCAGCCUGGUUGUCAGAUGCCUGCUGCAGGGUCAGCUGAGCCUAGCUGGUCUGGGAUGGACUGGGGUGGGUCACCUGGCUCUGUUUCACAUAAACUCUCAUCCUCCAGCAGGUAGUCCAGGUUUAGUCUCAUGGUAAGGCAGAGGUUGAAGGGCUAGGAUGGAAAGCAAGACCUUUGGAGAACUAGCACAUCAUUCACUACGUCCUGUCAGCCAAAACAAAAAACAGCCCCAAUUCAAGAGCUGAGGAAACAGACUUCAUCUCUUGAUGAGAGAAGCUACAAAGAGCACACAUGAAAGGAAGUAUGCACCGCCUGCUGCACAAGCGCAAGGACCCGAGUUCGAUCCCCAGUACAAAAAAAAAAGAAGUAUGAAGAGUGGGGCCACUGGUGCAAUCUGUGGUCAUUGCACACCAGCUGUUAUCAUCUCUACUACAUGUAUGCAUGGGUUGGCACAAAUGAGAAAGACAAGCACUUAUGAAAGACACAAAUUAAUUCUAAAGAAUUUUAAGGUAGAGAUGAGACUGCCUCUAUAUAAAUGAGCCUUUGGUAAGAUGAUGACAUGGGCUAUUUCCUACUUCUUCCUUUCUAUGAUUCCACAAUUUAUGCAUCUAAGGAUUCUAUUAUGUUAUACAUAUAUUUGAAUACAUAUACACUUGUUAUUAUUACAAAAUUUCACACCAAAUACAACAUGAAAUUUUUUGGAGGUUGAAGAUGCAGCAAAAAAAACAUAAAGGCUUAUGUUGAAUUAGAUAAUUCAUCAAAAGAAACAUUCAAAGUGGAGCUUCUUGAACGUCUCCUUUUAAAAGUUACCUCGGAGCUGUGUUCCAUGUGUUCAGAGACAACCCCUCUUCUGAGAAUAAGCAGAAGAGAGGACACAAGAAAAAUGAAUCCUAUGUAGGAAUAAGGCAGAUAAAAUGUAAGAAAUUAUGGGGGAAAUUUUGCAUGAUCUUCCAGGUUACCCUGAGCUAAACCUGGGAUAUUGAAGAAUUAUAAAGAAAUGAAAACACCUUGAGAGAAAUGUGCUGUACACAAAGCAGAAGAUGACUGAUAUAGUCGCCACCAGUGGAUCAACCAGUGAAAAGCACCGUUUUGUAACUUCUUUCUAAUUCUAAGUGUGGUCUGAGGGCCAAAGGCAAUGACAUGCCGGAAGACCUUGUUAGAAAGGCAAAUAUCUGCCCCAUUGCAGAUCUGCGGAGUCAGAAUAUGCAUUUAGCAAGACCCCAGGUGCUUCCUGUGGACACUAGAGACUGAGGGACACUGCUGCAAUGCACAUCAGACUGGAUUUUGGAGGCAGAAACCCCAUCUUACUGGUUGGGCAAGUCAACUCUCUGAGCUUUAUUUUUUUUAAUCUACAUUUUAGUGGCACCAGUCUACAUCCUCCAGGAAGGAAUUAGUGAGACAGUGGAUUGCACUGCUAGGUGGGCAGGAGGUGAGAGGUAGAUGCUGGGAUCUCACAUCCACUCUGAGCAUUGGUGUGAAACACGGCUGUGUGCCUGCAGCCCCUCGCCUUCAUGCCAGGAUUCAUUUUAAAGG
Molecule: messenger RNA, 9292 nt
Organism: Heterocephalus glaber (naked mole-rat)
Lineage: Eukaryota; Metazoa; Chordata; Mammalia; Rodentia; Bathyergidae
Gene: Adamts12
Product: ADAM metallopeptidase with thrombospondin type 1 motif 12
Biological process (GO): proteolysis; extracellular matrix organization
Cellular component (GO): extracellular matrix
Molecular function (GO): metalloendopeptidase activity
Source: RefSeq, a predicted model, not a curated record